This is a messenger RNA of Sphenostylis stenocarpa, 183 nucleotides long. The record is from the annotation of a GenBank genome assembly. Lineage: Eukaryota; Viridiplantae; Streptophyta; Magnoliopsida; Fabales; Fabaceae.
AUGGGUCUGAUUCGGCUCAAGCCCAAAUACAUCCAUUGCAUCUCACGUCGAUUUAUACGUGCUUUCUUAAGAGAUGGAAGCGCAAAGAAAUGUUGGGUUACGAAAAUCAAAGAAAGAAAGAAAGAAACUACCUAUGCACAUCAUAUCCCUCCCUCCAAACUCUGCUCCAAACCAACACCUUAG